Lolium perenne is the source of this 3157-nucleotide messenger RNA. The record is from RefSeq and is a predicted model, not a curated record. Lineage: Eukaryota; Viridiplantae; Streptophyta; Magnoliopsida; Poales; Poaceae.
AUGGAACGCUCCUGCGACGCUCGGGGCGGCGGCGCCCUUCCCCCCUCGAAGCCGAGCCCUCUGCCGUCGCCCCUCUGCUCCCGGCCGUCUCCGGUUGGGGGUGGGUUGGGCGGCCGGUUUUGGGCGCUCACGCCGGCGGAGGACGACGCGGAAGCGGUGAGCGAGGCCAGCGACGAUCUCCCCUCCUCUCCAAGUACGGUCACAGGUAAACCUUCCCCCUCCCCUUCCUUUGGUCUCUUUCUUCGGGCGGCGGAGGCGCUUGGGGGCUCCCUCCGGUCGGCCCGGCGGUCGGCGUUCGCGCCCGGCGGCCGUCCCUCUAGGUUCCCCUCCGGUGGUGGAGGAGGGGCUGGCUCCGUCCCUGGAUGGAGCGGCUCUACCCGCGGCUUCGCGCGCGCGGAGGCUCGCCGGCGGAGGAGAUUCCCGGCGACGGACUGGGUGUCCGUUCGGAGCUCGUCGCCGGAGCCGGGUCGCCGGUGGCGGCCGUCCCUGAGGCUGGCGAGGCGGACGCGCCGGUGGCGCCGCCGGCGGCGGGGCGGGGCUCCGCUCGGGAGGUUGGGGACGAGCCGUUCCCCCGGCUGCGGUGCUGGGCUGGGCCUGGAUGUUGGGCCGGCCUGCUCCUUGUCCCUCUCUUCCGAGGCCCAGGAGAGCCAAUUGGCUUUGGAGCUGUGGGCUGAGAAAGUUGUGGCAGCCCAGGCCCACAGGCGGAGUGUGCAAGGCCCGGUGGGGGCUGAGUCACUUAUCCGGCUCCGGAUUCGGCGUGGCUGCUCGAAUUUGGAGUUAGGGUUCCCCGCUACGCACAAGACGUGCGCCGCCACCACCGCGCCGCGCGCAAGAGGGCGUCGGGCAGCGGUCCGGGUGCGGGAGGAGGCGCGGGGGCCGGCGGCCAGCGGGGCCGAGCCGGUUCGAAGCGGCGUUCGGACGACCGCUCGCGAGCGGCGGCGGCGAGGCGGCAGCGAGGGGCGGUCGGGCGCGGGCCGCGCGCAGCAGCCGCAGCAGCCGCUGCGGUCCGAGGCGGCUCUCCGGGACCGUGCCCUGGUGGAGCAAGGGCGGCGUCGGCAGGGGCAGGGGGGCUCCCGUGCCGGCGCAGGUGCCAACAAGGACCCACCCGCCUGGUGGGUGGCGCGAGAAAAGAAGAGGGAGGCCCGGAGGGCUCUCGAGGCGGCACCGCCGCUGGUUCCCCCUUCUAUCCCGGAGCUCGGCAGGGGCCGGGCUUCGGAGACCGCGGCGGGCAAGCAGCCUGUGGUGCAGGACCGCCCUGCGACGGGCUCGGGUCCGAGCCGUGCCGCUGCUGUGGAGGAGGUGCCAACCCCGGCCUCCAACAUGGAGUGCUUCAAGUGCGGGAGGAUGGGGCACUUCCAAGCGAGCUGCACCUUCCCGCCGGUGUGCCUCCUCUGUGGGGUGGAGGGGCACAAGUCGAACGCCUGUCUGUCCAAGGGCAAGCAGCCGGAGCUGCGCAUCCUCGGUCAGGCGGUGCCCGGGGAGAGCUUCUUCUACCUGGACUUCGACGAAGAUGAGGAUGAAGAGGAGGAGGUGACCAAUGGGGCGGUCAUCUCCUUUCGCCAGGUUGUGUUCUCGGCGGCCGACCUCAGCCGGGAACUUCAGCACCUGGUGGAGGCUGACUGGGACUGGCAGGUCCAGGAGGUGGGCCGCAACGAGUUUGCGGUGCUGUUCCCUUCACGCGAGUCGCUGCAGUUCAGCACCCGCAGUGGACGCCUCUUCCUACCUCUCAGUGGGACGGUGGCGGACAUCAGGCUCGCGGACGCGGACCCGGCCCCGGUCGAGCUCCUUCAGGAGGUUUGGGUCAAGCUCACCGGUGUCCCCAAGCGGAUGCGUUGGGCCAGCCGCCUGUUGGCCGGGAUGAGGAUGUUGGGCUGGCCGAUGGAGGUGGACGAGGUCUCGCUUCGAUGCCGCCAGCCCGUUCGGAUGCGCAUUGCUUGUCGCAACCCGGACAAACUCCAGGGUGUGGUGCAGGUUUUCCACAAGAAGCAGGGUUUCAGCAUCGGCGUCCAUGUUGAGCCCUUGGCCGGCCAGUCCGGGUCGGCUCCACCACGCUCUCCACCGCGGCCUCCUCACCCUCGGGAUGAGGAAGAGGAGGACGACGACGACGUGGACGAUCUCUCCCCCUCGCGAAAGGGUUCAGACGAGCGGGAUGACCGUGCUGUUGAGCACGAGGGUGGCAGCCCCACCGGCAGGGGGGUCCCGAGCGGCUCCCAUGGCCAGGCCACCUCUCCGGGCGCCCGCGCCCUGCAGGGCUCGCCCGAGGCCGUCGUGGCUCCUGUGCCGCCUGCCGUGGCGGCGCUGCUGGGGGUGGGUUUAGACCAGUACGGCAGCAACCUGCGUGCCCCCUGGCCGGCCCCCCUAGCGGCUCUUGAGCGAGCGCGCGCCCGGCGGUUGGUGCCGGAGGAGCCGGUCGGGUCGGGCACCAUGGUGGCCCGGCCUGCCUCCCCACCGUUCGACUCCUCCACCCUCAUCUCCGCGGACUCGGUGGAUGCCACUCCAUCGGGCUCGCCGUCCAAGGACCUGGGUGGGGCGGAGUCGCUCGUGUCGAUUGGGGUCCUCGACAGCGACGAGAUGAUGCGGGAGGCGUCGGAGCUGGAUGAGGCGACGGUGGCCCGGUCCGACGGCCCUGGGGCUGGCGUUCCGAGGCGGAGGCGCACGAGCACGGUCCCGGCGGAGCCGGCGCGCAAGAGCGCGCGCCUCACUGGGCCGGGUGCGGCGACCCCGGUCUUGCAGAGGGCGCAGGAGAGGACGGCUUCCAGGAACCUCGACCCGGCAGGCGUGGAAGCUUCUGGCUAGGAGAGGAGACCGGCAUGCGGUGGAGCUGGUGAUUGGCAGGAUCCGAGCUCUUCAUGCUUCUAUCAGAGAUAGUGUUUAGUUCCUUGUGCUCCCCUCUGGGGCCAAGUGGUGUCUGGUGGCGUCUGGUGUUUCUAGGUGGCAGGCUUUGGCGUUGGGGCGUCGCCUAUCCAUCUGGUGAUCUUGGUCGCUUACCUUGUAUCUUGUGCGGUCCAGGUCCUGUAACCUGUGUUGGUGGUUGUGUGGAGCAUCCCUCCAUCUUGUCGUGUUGUGUCUGGUUCGUGUAUGGAUGAUGUAUGAAUGCUGCCGUUGGGGCUUUAUUAAUUUAAAGCCGGGCUCUGCUCGAGCCUUAUGUUUAAAAAAC